GGAGGACAUAGACUCAAGGAAGCCUCAAAUCCCUAAUCCCCAUCUCUUCUAACUGGGAGACCUAUUCCUCGCUCCGGUCACUUUCUCCCACUUCCUCUGUCGACGCCGUCUUUUGCUUCGUCCUCCAUCGACGCUGUGUUUCCAUUGUCUGCCUUUAACUUCGCAGCUUCCUCAUCAUAGUCGCUUUGUCCGUCACCCUAAAUCUCGUUGCCUCCAUUAUUACUUGUUUAGAACCACUUCCCUUGUUGUUCCUGUUGCCUCCGUCGUUGGCAUCGUGGGUUCAUCGUUGGUUCUCUCCGGGUGAAAAUUGGUCUCAAUUGGCAUUCAACUCCUCUGGAGCAUCAGAGUCGUGGGUUAAGUACAUGCUCAAGCGAAUCUCUCUUAUUCCAAUUCAUUAGUAAAGAUCAUUUGAUAGAUGGUACUAUAGGAGCUCAUCGAUUGGCUGUGGACUUGUAGAGAAUGUAUGGAAGAGCAGCUGGUCUUGAUAGAUUUAAGAAAGCUCAAAGCUUGGAACCAUUUUCUGUUUCAGCCAAUGCAUCUUCAAAACCUAGUGCUCAGCCAGGCACUAAAUUAGCCAGCCACUCCUCUGCUUUGUCUUCACAACCUCAAACUUCUUUCCAUCAAGCCCAGCAUCAACAACAGCCACAACAAGGGGCACAGCAGCAUCAUGCUUCUCAUGGAGCUGCAGGAUUAGAGGCAGCUCCAUUGUUGGGGCAGACUCAGCAGGCAACACAAGUGGGUGGAGGACAAUCAACAUGGCAGCCCCCAGAUUGGGCAAUUGAGCCUCGCCCAGGUGUUUAUUAUCUAGAAGUUUUGAAGGAUGGCCAGGUAUUGGAUCGAAUCAAUCUGGACAGGCGGAGGCACUUAUUUGGGAGGCAAAUCCAAACUUGUGAUUUUGUGCUUGAUCAUCAAUCAGUUUCUCGUCAACAUGCAGCAGUCAUUCCUCACAAGAAUGGAAGCGUAUAUGUAAUUGAUUUAGGAUCUGCUCAUGGUACAUUUGUUGCUAAUGAGCGAUUGACUAAGGAUUCACCGGUUGAGCUUGAAGUGGGACAAUCUCUGCGAUUUGCUGCAUCAACAAGAACUUACAUAUUAAGAAAGAAUGAUGCAGCUUUGUUUCCUCGUCCUCCACCGCCCGCGGAGAUUAAUUUACCUCCCCCUCCUGAUCCCUCUGAUGAAGAAGCUGUGGUUGCAUACAACACACUUAUAAAUCGUUAUGGCCUUGGCAAAGUCAUUCAAGGGUCUAGAACCGUCGAGUCUGGAAAAUCAGUGAGCAGACAAAAUGACAACCAUCAAUCAGACCGAGCUUCUAAGAGAAUCAGGAAGAUGAGAGUCGCCUUCAGGGACCAAUUAGGGGGAGAAUUAGUUGAGGUUGUUGGGGUUUCAGACGGUGCAGAUGUAGAAACAGAACCUGGUCCAGUGGGAGUUAAAGAAGGAAGUCUUGUUGGGAAAUAUGAAUCCCUUGUACAGAUCACAGUAAUACCUAGGGGAAAAGAGCAGUCCGCUGUAAAGGAAGCUGAUUCAUCCCAGAAAGGGGUGACCGAUAAACUGCAAGAAGUCUUGAAAAAGGUUAAAACUACACAGAAAGGUGGGAUCUAUGACGACCUUUAUGGAGAAUCAUUUUCUGCCAAAGUUGGAUCUUCCUGGGCCUACGCAUCUGUCAGUACUGGUGAGGGAGCUCCUCCAGCUAAGGUUGAGGAAGGUAAUACCUUCAGCGGAAAACCUGACAAUAAUCUGGGUAGUGUUGAUGGAGACAAUGAUGAUGAUGACGAUUUGUUUGGGUGACUAGUUAACCCCUUGAGACCUAAUUAUGGAAUAGACUUGUGUUUGUUCUGUAACGGAGUUUCACAAGAUGACGAGGAGCUGAAAAGACACUGGAAAUUGCAUUAUAUGCUUCUUUUGUUUUGUGGUUUAAUUGUUGUAAUGCAUCCACAUUUUUGUUUCCCCCUGCAUUCUCCAUCAACUCUAAUACAGAAAGAUCUGGGUUUCAUGGUAAAAUGGUGUGUUGAUAUUAUCUUUA
Molecule: messenger RNA, 2017 nt
Organism: Neltuma alba
Lineage: Eukaryota; Viridiplantae; Streptophyta; Magnoliopsida; Fabales; Fabaceae
Product: protein phosphatase 1 regulatory inhibitor subunit PPP1R8 homolog
Exons: 4
Coding region: 460-1782 (440 amino acids)
Molecular function (GO): protein binding
Source: RefSeq, a predicted model, not a curated record